Corticium candelabrum is the source of this 1473-nucleotide messenger RNA. Its product is annotated as glutamate receptor 3-like. The transcript is spliced from 3 exons. Gene Ontology annotation, molecular function: signaling receptor activity; ligand-gated monoatomic ion channel activity. Gene Ontology annotation, cellular component: plasma membrane. NCBI's taxonomy places the organism in Eukaryota, Metazoa, Porifera, Homoscleromorpha, Homosclerophorida, Plakinidae. Bases 27 to 1298 code for a protein of 423 amino acids. Gene Ontology annotation, biological process: monoatomic ion transport. The record is from RefSeq and is a predicted model, not a curated record.
GCAUAUUUUAUGGCUUUCUGGUGGACAUGAUGGAACUGCUGGCUGCCUCUCAUAUGCUAAACUUCAGCUACACAAUGACUGAAGUUUCAGACGGUUUCUACGGCUCAAUAGAUCCCGAAACAAACAACCUAACAGGAAUGGUUGAAACACUCGUAAACUGUCAUGCCGAUCUUGCAGUGGCUGCUUUUACCAUCACGGCACUGAGAGAGACAUAUAUCAGCUUUACUAAACCUUUCAUGAACAGUGGUUUUGUAAUGCUUGCUACAAAGUCGACUCCAACUGAAAGCGGUUUGUGGUCAUUUUUGGAUCCAUUCGACUUCUGGAUAUGGAUAUGCAUUCUGAUUUCGUUCCUUGUUUGUGGUACUUGCCUCGUUGUUCUUCAUCGGGUGAGUCCUUAUGGGAGGCGAACAGUCGAUCAUCCCGAAGAUCUACCGUACACGUUCAAGCUACAUAACAGUGUGUGGUACUUUUACUCGACUUUCAUGCAGCAGGGACCAGAGGCUGCAGCCUUCUUGUCUGGAAAAGUCUUACUGGCCGGUUGGUUCUUCUUCUGUCUCAUUGUAGUUUCAACGUAUACAGCAAACCUGGCAGCUUUCCUCACCGUCAAGAGCUCCCCCAACAUCAUAGAAUCUGUAGACGAACUAUCCAAGCAAGAGCAGGUCAAGUAUGGCGUGGCAAAGCAUACGGCCGUUAGUGAGUUUUUCAAUUUGUCAACCAUUGAAACAUAUCAUCGCAUGUACGAAUAUAUGAGAAGAACAGAUGGUGUCGUGAUGAAUACAACCCAAGAUGGAAUCAAUCGCGUGAAAAACGGCAUACCGGGGGAAUACAUUUUUAUAGGGAACAAGCCUCUUCUUGAUUAUACUUCAAGCCAGGAACCGUGCACAUCAAAAGUAGUAGGAGACACAUUCAACCGCGGUAGCUUGGGAAUAGCGAUGCCAAAAGGCAUGCCAUACCUUAAAGACUUUUCUAUAGCGAUCCUCAAGCUGAAAGACAUGGGAAAACUAGAGGAACUAGAGCGAAAGUGGUUGAAGAGUGGGCCCUGUUCGCAACAGAGUGAUGAUGAUGAAUCGGACAAUCAAGCAGCUAGAAUACUACAAAUGUCUGGAGUGUUUCUUCUCCUUGUUAUUGCUAUCUUGCUAUCGCUAGUGGUCGCGAUCGUAGAACGAUACGUGUGGAAAUAUAAAACAACAAAACGACAACGACUGGGAUCGGAAAUCGUAAUGGAGAAUAGACACGUCAGGGAUCCAAAUCCUUCUCAAAACAAUAUAAGAGUAAACGGAAAUCAAACGGUACAGUGAAAAAUUUAGCCGGUUCAAGGCAAGAAUAAUAUAAUUACUAUUGUCUCUCAAUUUUACAAUAGUUUACGGAUUUGUAGUUGGUUUUGAUAUAUUUAUUAGCUGUUAUAAUGCCAGUAGAAUUUUAACGAUAGUCGUGGUUUGAAUAUAAACAUGCAGUAGAGAAACAUAACUAAAU